Pseudonaja textilis is the source of this 6912-nucleotide messenger RNA. The record is from RefSeq and is a predicted model, not a curated record. NCBI's taxonomy places the organism in Eukaryota, Metazoa, Chordata, Lepidosauria, Squamata, Elapidae.
CUCAUGAUGUCUGAAUAUUUUGGUGAUGUUUAGGAUGCUUGUGAUGAAUUUCAUGGGUUGGAGUUGACUCACACGCAUUUUCCCGGCAAAGCCGCCUCCUCCAGAGAUCUCCUCUGUCUAUUUUUCUCCCCCACCCUUUGCAGUGAUAAAUAAGAGACAUGUGUUGCAAUGUCAAAAUCGUUCUUUCUAGGAAACCAGGAUGACUGCACACUAAGAACAGCACGAGGCCCAAAUAUGGCUUUUCGCCCAUCCUCUAUAAACUAAACUUAUCCCUCCGUCCCUUUAUAAAUCCAUUCCGCUGCCUGUCUCUCUCUCCCUCUCGUGCGCGUGCAUAUUCACGCUAACCCUGUGUUCCCUUUUGUCUUUGUGUGUGUGUCUCUUUCUCACUGGCUCCGGUCUUCAGUUCCUCCACCAAUGACCUGUCCAACUUCGACCAUGGCUUUUUAAGAAGAAGUCCUGACCAGAACAGUUCCAGGGGAAGCAUGGAGAGUCUGGACCAUCUGCCGUCGGGAUACGCCCAUCCUUCCUGCCAUCUUUCGCCGGCCAAAUCCACCAGUAGCAUCGACCAACUGGGUCACCUUCACAGCAAGCGGGAUUCCGCUUACAGCUCUUUCUCCACCAGCUCCAGCACCCCGGAAUAUCAGCUGCCUCCCUUCUGCAAGGAGAGGUCCUACUCCAUGGAGAACGUGCAUUCCCGGGCCAGGCCGCAAGAAGGUGGCAUGCGUCAAGCAGACAUCAGGUACAUUAAGACGGUCUACAAUGCCCAGAGAGGAGUUUCAGAGGAAUAUGAAGUGAAGUCUUCUGCUCUCGUCCCCAGCAGUGAGGCCCACCCUCAAGGGUACAGCGCCAGCAGGCCGCAUGGCCACCACAAAGGUCCACAGGCGCGGAAUUCAUUGGACAACGAGAGCCAGUACACCAAAGGGCCUCCCAUGCCGCCCACCCGAAGUGAUAGCUACGCGGCACUCAGGCACCAUGACAGGCCCAGUUCUUGGUCUAGUCACGAACAAAGAAAGGCCUUGAGGACCCAUUCUAAAAAUGCUUGGCUUCUCCUAGGCCAGGGCACGCCGCCUACUGGACAGCUCUCAAAACCGGCAUUCCUAGAAGGGCAACUCCACACCGUCAUGGAGAGGAGUCCAGAGGGCAGUCCCAUCAUGAAGCCCAAACAAGGUUACCCCCAAGCUACUCAACCAGGACAGCCGCUGCUACCUACCGGCGUUUACCCCGUUCCUUCUCCCGAACCACAUUUUGCUCAGGUUCCUCACCCUUCGGCGAACAACAGCGGGCUGGUGUACCCGGCACUUGCCAAAGAGAGCGGACACGCUCCGGCUCCGGCUUCUUUUCCCGCUUCCUACGAAAAGGCCAUGCCCGGUAAGCCUCUUCCUGUCGUGGAUGAGAACGGAAACCAGAGCAUUCCAAGCAAAUCAACCGUCUUCUACCAUCCUGAAUGUGGACCUUCCGGAGCAGGGAAGAAAAAGAUGGACAACGAGACUUCGAAAGUCGUCUUGUACAGGACCCAUCCCCAAGCUUACCCAACCUCUCCGAGACAGGAGGACGAAGCAGAGCCCACCUAUAAUAUAGCACAACCCAACAUCCAAGAAAGUGCGAACGAGGCCCAGUACUUGAACCAUGCCUUUCAGCCUUGGUCAUUUCACCUACGGGAUGCGAUGGCUGAGAGCAAAGCCUGCUGCCCGUCAAAGGCAUACAGUUCAGAAGAUCAACAAGCGGAUAGGAAUGCCAACCUGCCAAUAAAUGAGUGCGAUCCUACCGCACAAAGCCAGUGGAAUCCCAACAAGGCGAAGCAGUACCUGUUCUCUUCCUUGCAAAAUAUCCCAGAGAGUACUCAGCUUCAAAACCUCAUGGAUUUGAAGGAGAUGCAAUCAGGAAGGAAUUGUCUGGGUGCCAAGUGGCAUAUUGUUAACUAUGCCAACCAGGAAGAAAAGGAUGUUAAAGAGCAGGUUCCAGAAUAUUGGCAGGACAGAGAAUGGCAUGCCACAGAAGAUCACCGAGAUGCCAUUACUAGUGCUGAUUAUAGCCACGACACGGAACCAAAUUUGGAGGAAUCUUCCUCUCCGUUGCUCCCAAAGACCUCCGAUUUCAGAGCUGACCAGUUCCGAUCUUGCAGCAACAACAGCUUUCAGCCCCCCUGGUCUGGGAAAAAGGAAUCUAGAAAGACCCGAUGUACUGUGCUGGAGAAGGUCAGCAAGAUAGAGCGACGGGAACAAGGCCAUCAGCGUCCACAGAGCGCAAAUAGCUUGAGCCAAAAUUCAAAGAAGUCCGCCGUUGAAGAUAGCCGACGUAGACAUAACUCUCAAGAAUACGGUCAAUUGCUGGAUGAACACGGCAGGCCGGCCAGCACAAAUAACUCCGACCUGUACCCAAAUGUACUCUACCUAAAUGAAAGAAGUAGUAGCAAACCAGAAAAGUCCAACCGGUAUUCUGCAGAGCAGCAGAGGGUAAUCGCAGCGGCUUUGGUAGCACCGCCUGAUCAUCAGAGCACCUACCGCCACGGGUGCUCCAGCAAGGAGUCACACAAAAAGUCUGGGCAGCUACAAAGGAGCAGAAGUACGUUCCAACUGUUGGAUGAAGCCGAGAGAGAGGUCUUACAGAAAGUCAGUGGUGCCAAGGAACCGCACGGUUCGCAGCGAGAUGCCCCCGUUAACAGGACCUACAGGAACAGCAUUAAGGAUGCCCAGUCGAAAGUUUUGAGGGCCACCUCGUUCAGACGCAAGGACCUCAACAUUAGCCCUGCCUUUGGGAAGGAGGUUCAGAGGAGUACCCCAAGACCCGCUUCAGCCCACACCGGGAUGAGGAGCACAACAGCUUCUCCGCAUACCCCAAAGGAGAGGCAUAGCAUCACACCGACGGAGAUAAAGAUGGAUCCUACCAAUAAAGACGCUCUCCCGGGACCUCUGCACGUGCACCGUAUCGGGGGAAGGAAACGGCUGACUUCCGAGCAGAAAAAGAGGUCUUACUCUGAACCGGAGAAGAUGAAUGAAAUAGGCGUCUCGGAUAAUGACCUCUCGCCGUCCUCGCUUCAGAAGAAGAUGCUCCAGUUUGUCUUCCAAGAGAGCACCGUGGCUGACCGACGCAAGAUCUUCGAGAAGGAGAACAAAGCUUGCUCCACCAUCAAUCUUUCCAGGCCGGAGCUGAAACAGCUGCAGCAAAACGCCCUGGCGGAUUACAUUAAGCGCAAAAUUGGGAAGCGCCCCUCUUCGGCUUCCCAAGAAAGGGAAGGCUCGCAGACCCCAUGCCGGCAAACGAACGGCCAAGAGAGUCAGCCUUUGUCCCCAGCUUCUAGCAUGAAUUCUCUCCAAGACCAGAGCCUCUUUCAUACUAGGGAGUCUCUCGAAUGGGCCUCUCGAAUGGGCCAUGUUUAUUCUCCGCUGCCCGGGCUUCAUGGUUGCUUUAAUCCCGUUGAAUUCGAGAGCAAGAUGGCGGGCCACCCAAGUCAUGGUGGCAGCAAAGGCUCCACGCCCAGUUGGCUAAAAGCAGAUGGCCGCCCAGAUCAUAGAGUUAAUCCAGAGCUUACCAAAAGCACUCAGACCGAUCUUGACCUUUGCACCUCACCGCACCCCGUCAGUCAGGUCCUGGAGAAAAAGACGCGGCUGAUCAAGAAGCCUGGGAAAUCGGCUUCGGCAGAAGACUUGCUGGACAGGACAGAAAACCAGCCUAUGACCAUGCACGUCCGAUCCAGGUCAUCUCCCUCGGCGGAUAAAAUGUGCCAGGAUUUCCAGGUGGAAGACAGUAAUCAAAUCUCUCAUUUUAUGAAAGAUCCUUUCUACGUACUGGGUGCUACAAGCAGGUCAUUCGGCAAUAGCAAAAGAGGCCACCUGGAAAAAUCGGCCUUCACGCAGUACCGCCCUCAUCACAGCAGUGAGAAUGUGGGUAGCUCAGUGCCGCCCGCCGAGAGGCAGAAGGUCCCCGAUAUUCUCCGACAUCACAGCCGGACCUCAGCCUUUGUCUCCCCCUGCCCAGAGAUGAAGGAGAAGCAUUCCAGUGCCAAGCAAGGCUUCAGGCGGGUCGCCCCUUCCAAAACGAGCUAUUCCUCUCGCGGUUCGGCAUCCUCCACCCCGACUCUUUCAGACUUCUCCACUGCUGGAGACAACCCGCUCACAAGAUGGCCGCCCAGAGCUGACAAGGAAGACAAUAACAAAGCUCAGAGCCAGGUCCUGGAAAGUGUUCACCCCCCAGGCAAAGAGCCAUCAGAAGAAACAACUUGGAGGUCCAAGUCUACUCUGUCUCAAAGACAACCCCCAGCUAAAGUGAAGUGGGCCAGGGAGGACAACCACCCAAAGAGCUCCACCUCUGUUCAAACAUCUGGCCAGAAGGGUUUCCAACCGUGGCAUGGGAUCCCCUCUAAGAAUAGUUCCUUCUCUGAGCCAGAAUCUCUCUCUGGCCAAGGGAGGUUCUCCCUUCGCAUCUCAGAGACCUGCCUCCAGAUGUCCCCACCACCAUUCGGUCGAGAAGAGGACGAUGAUGAUGUUUUCAUCCAAGAAACCCAGGCUCAUCCUAGGGGUGCUAUCUCAGAAUAUCCACCACCGCCUGAAAGUCCCAGUGACAACCUGGAAGACUUUCCGUCGCCGCCGCCAAGUGUGGCAUUCGAAGAGGAUUAUCCAGCAUCAGACAGCUCUAUUAGUCUCGCGGAGGAGAAGAUAGCAACAAGGAACCUCAAAGCUUUUUCCAGGGACUUCACGGCGAGAGAGAAACUAGGACCAGAUUUCCUCAGGACCCACAUUUCUCCAGCUGUUGGAUCUUCAGAACCCAAAGCAACCGGAGUCCUUCCUUCUCCGGAAGCCCAAGAGCACCAUGCUGCCACUGAAGGAACGGUUGAGAAGGAAGAAGCUGCAAGGGCAAACGAGGAAUCCAAGAAGAAGGAGCUCCGCCUCAAGAAGAAUAAAAGGAAAGAGAAAACUCGGGAGGAUCUGAAAGAGGAGUCCUUGGCUAAGGAAAUUGUGCACAAGGACAAGUCACUUUUGAGCAUCCUGGAUCCCGAUUCGAAGAUGAAGACCACGAUGGAUCUCAUGGAGGGGAUUUUCCCCAGAGGCUCCCGGGUGCUUAAAGAAAGUGCAAAGAAGAGAAUAAUGCAGAAAAGGAUAAAGGAUUCUGCCAGUAAUUUCUCUCCAGCCGGCAACAAGAAUGACGAGAAGGAAGCUGCUAAUAUGCCUGUCACCUGCCCAACGUACUACAGUGUGUCUGUACCCAAAGCUGAACUUUUGAAUAAAAUCAAGAAUUUGCCUGAAGAGGCAGGUGGGGAUGAUGAACAGGUGGACAUCAAUGAGAAGAAGGCUGAACUCAUUCAGAGCUUGACCCACAAACUAGAGAUUCUGAAGGAAGCCAAGGAGAGCCUCCUAGCAGACAUCAAGCUGAACAACACCUUGGGAGAGGAAGUGGAGUCCCUGAUCAGCGGCCUGUGCAAGCCCAAUGAAUUUGACAAGUACCGAAUGUUCAUUGGCGACCUGGAUAAGGUGGUCAGCCUCUUGCUUUCCCUCUCAGGGCGCCUGGCUCGAGUGGAGAACGUCCUCAGCAGCCUCGGCGAAGAUGCGGAUAAACAAGAAUGGGUUUCUCUGAACGAAAAGCGGAAGAUGUUAGCCGGCCAGCAUGAAGACGCCCGUGAGUUGAAGGAUAACCUGGACCGUCGAGAACGUGUGGUCUUGGACAUCCUGUGCAGCUACCUCUCAGAGGAACAACUUCAGGAUUACCAACACUUUGUGAAGAUGAAAUCGGGGCUGCUUAUAGAACAGCGGGAACUGGACGACAAGAUCAAGCUAGGGCAGGAACAACUCAAGUGUCUCUUAGAGAGCCUCCCCACAGAAUAUUUCCUCGAGAGCAAAAUGGCCGCUGAACCUCCAGCGAUCCCGGGGACCAACCCUGAUAACAGAUCGACCCCAUCUUUCCUCUGACCUUCUCCAGACGAAGCUCACAUUAAAACACACAAACCCCUUGCAUUAAUUUAAUCCGAGGCAGAGUUUAACUUUUGAAAUCGAAGGCGGAUUCGUUUUUCUUUUUCGAAUUGACGUAGGGAAACUCACAAACAGCCACGAAGGCUUUACGUUCUCUUUUUUUGUUGUUGUUCUUUUUUGGGGGCCAAAGGUGCUUUUUCAAAAAGGCAACUGGAGUUUAUUUUUCUCGGAAGACGUUUCGCUUCCCAGCCGAGAAGCUUCUUCAGUUCUGACUCAAGAAGCUUCUUGGAUGAGAAGCCAAACGUCUUCAAGGAAAAAAGAAAAGUCCAGUUGCCUUUUUUGAAAAAAGGCCUUUAGGACAACCAGGAUCUGGAUGAUUGAGAAGCUCCAUAGAUAUAUACUAUAUAUUUUUUCCCUUCUAUCUAACAAUCACAGCAAAUCUGUCUGGAGCACAUGAGAAAGGACCUUGUUAUAGUGGCUCAAAAUGACCCAGGAAGGAAAGCCUUGUGACCUAGGAAGGACAUUUGCUUCCGACUGUUCUGAGUUCAAGUCGUGCCCGUUAAAGGAGCGCCCUCUCCGAGCUCCAAAUUAAAUUAUGAAGGAUCUACAACAAUGAAGCCUUAAUUAAAAUAUCGAUGAGCUCUCUGCUGUGUCUUGGACAAUAUUUAUAUUUUUUAAAGCUACGAGACAGAAUUCCGUAAAAGAUUUUGUACAUACUCUACUAACUGGUUGUUUUGAUUUUAUUUCAACAACAUGGGGAGGGCGGGGGGUAUGGUUUUAAUUUUGUGUGUGUGUGUGUGUGUGUGCUUAACAACAACAAAAAGAAGCACCUCCCCUCCCCAUGUGGGGAGGGGCAGACACCAUAGUUUGGAGCAGCUGUGUGGAUGAUACUUCAAAGGACAGACCGAAAAAGCUUUGGGGUCCGAGCCAGGGAUUCCUCGUGCACACAACUAUUGACACGCAACGAGUUAACUUUGUGCUCAUCCACUCAGAAAUGGGACGCAGAAGCAGU